CCAAAGGAGAACAAAGGAGAGUUGAAGAGAGCCCAUGAUGGGGGACUUAAAGUUCUGUCUUUCCCUACUCCUAACCAUACUUACCUUGGCUUAUGCCCAAGAGGAGCAGAAAACCUGCUUGAUAAACCAAAGAUACAAAGCCCACCACAAGUAUGAAUACUUGUACGAAGCUGAGUCCUUAAAUGCUAUCAAUGGUGCUUCACAUCUGAGGAAUGGACCUAAAGCCACUUGCAAGGUUGAAAUUGAAGUACCUCAGACUUGCAGUUUCAUCAUCCACACCACUGGCUGUAGCCUGAGCGAGGUGGUCGACAUGGACGCAGAGGGCAACCCUGUGUUCAGUCCUGCAUCCAGCUCUGAUGCCUUUGCUGCUGAAAUGGAGAGAUAUUCUCUAAAGGUUGUGGUUGAUGGUGUGUACGAUGUGAAACUGUAUCCUGAAGACGGUGAGACAACAACAAUUAUGAACAUCAAAAGGGGUAUCAUCUCCGCCCUGGCUGUGCCUUUACUGGAAGAAGAUAAAAAUAAGAAUAUGCCCACUAUCCACGGCAAGUGCAAGACCACUUAUUCCAUCAAUGCUAGAGAAGAUAUUGCAACUGACAUCAGCCUCACCAGGGACCUGUCCAGAUGUGACAAAUUUAGCCCCAUGAGAGAUCACACCAGCCCCUUGGCGCUUAUCUCUGGCAUGCACUACCCUCUUGCCCAGCUGGUAAGAAGCACCCAGACCUGCAACUACAAGUUUGACAAUGAGAAAAAACACAUGACCUCUGGGUCUUGCACAGAGAACCACAUCCUCAUUCCUUUCUCUCACAAGGGAGAAAAUGGAGUUACCAAUGUUGGAAAGCAAGAACUGACUCUGGUUGAGGUUUCUCCUCACAACGAAAACAUCUUUGACCGCAGUGACAUUGUCAAGGGUCUUCACAUGGAGGCUGUUGAGGACAAGAGUGCUGUCCAGGAUAAAGAUGCAGGUCUGAACCUCCUGAGAGAACUGGCCACUCUGCCCGAGACCGAGGGUGAGAGGAGGGCCCACCUCUUCCACAACAUUGUCACCAUGGUCCGUGGAAUGAAGACUGACACCCUUAGUCCUGCCAUUCCUGAGGCUCUUGCAGUGUCCCCUGUCCUGACCUAUCAGGUCUUGGCCCAGUGUGGAACCCCUGAGUGCAGCAGUGCCAUCAUGCAGAUCCUCAGGACUUUUGAUACCUCCUCAGUCGAGGUUGAUGCCGGUGUUUUUGCUAUGGGACUCGUAUCCAAUCCUUCUGCCCUCUUGAUCAAUGACAUGCUUGAGAUGGCCAAAUACAAGCCCAGCAAGCCCAUCAUGUAUGCCCUGAGUAAUGUUGUCAAGAGGUUUUACAAAGCUGAGGGAAAACUGAUCCCUGAGAUUCACUCUGUUUCUGAGUUCAUGGCUGCCCAGUUGGGUGACUGUUCUGGUGACAACGACAAAACUUUCAUGACACUGAGAGUUAUUGGAAACAUGGCUCCAGCUCUGGUAUCUGCUGGCCCCGCACUCAGAUCUGCUGUCAUCCAGUGUGUGAACCAACCUGCUGCUUCCCUGGCUGUGCAGCAGGCUGCCAUCCAAGUGUUCAGGCUGACUCCCGUCCCUGAGGAGGGUAGAGAGAUUCUCAUGCAGGUGCUUUUGGACAGUGCCAGCCCCAUGCAAAAGCGCAUUGCUGCUUAUCUGGUACUUAUGAAAGACCCCCAGCCCACUGAACUGGCCCAGCUUGCCGAUACCUUGCCCAAUGAGCAGGACAAACAAAUCAAGAGCUUUGUGAUCUCCCACAUUACCAAUAUUUUGUCCUCAACUGAGCCAAAGACCCAAGAACUAAGACAGAAGAUUCGUGAUGCCCUGCAGGGUAAUGAGGUCGGGCCCACCAUGGACCCAACCAAGUUCUCUCGCAACUACAAGAUUGGAUCUGUGGAGGGUAACAUGAUCUUUGAGGGUACCAGCUACCUGCCCAAGGAAGUCAUGCUUGAAAUGACUCUUAAGGCAUUUGGCUAUGACAUUGACAUGAUGGAGGUUGGUAUGGAAGGCAAAGGAUUUGAGCCAACUGUUGAUGCCCUGUUUGGAGAGAAUGGCUUCUUCCCUGACACUGCCCUGAAGACACUAUACUUUGUCUCUGACAAAAUGCCAUUGAGAGUCAAUGAGAUCCUUCAGAACAUGCUGCCUACUCUGAAAAAGGACAGAAUGAAGAGACAGGCCUCCCAAAACCUGAUGAAGGAGAUUGGACGCAACCUCAAUAAACUUGUCAGGGAAGUGAAGAUGGCACAGUCUCCUGAGGCAAUGGUUUAUCUGAGACUUUUGGGAAAUGAGCUGGGAUAUCUAAGGACCACUGAAAUCACAGAGAUGACCUACUCUGCUGCCAUGAUGAUUGACAGCAUGCUCAAGAUGUUCCCUACUGAUAUCAUGAAGGCCCUGAUGACCAAGGCUGACAACACAUUCUUUGCCCACUACAUCUUUAUGGACAAUGAAUUCUUCCUGCCUACUGUCACUGGGGUGCCUCUGAGGAUUGCACUCUCUGGUACUUUCACCCCUGGUUUCAAGGGUGGAUUUAGGAUUGCUCGUGACAUGAGCAAAGUUACCUUCAUGCCCUCUGGGGGCAUUGAAUUUGUAACUCAGGUUGGCUCCCACAUCCCCGAAUAUGUCAACUCUGGAUUUGAGAUGCACACCAACAUUUUCCACAAGAGUGGGCUCAGUGCCAAGAUCUCCAUGGAAAGUGACAAUGUCAGGCUGACCAUCCCUGCUCCAAUAAGUCCUACAAAGCUGAUCAAAAUGACAAACACCCUGAUGGCAGUCACUGGAUCAGAGGUGAAGACCAUUCCCCCGAUGGUGAUGGACAAGAUUGAUGUUAUUGAGUGCAAUACUGUCUUUGCUGGAAUGAAAUACUGCACUACUCUGCAGUACACUGAUGCUUUCUCUCAGGAGACAGCCCCCUACUUCCCCAUCACCGGAGACAGCAAAUUUGCUGUGGAGCUCCAUCCUACUGGCGAAGUCACUGAGUACACAGCCAGUGUUGUCUAUGAGCUCCUCAAGGAGGGAGAAGAGGGCAGGCAGAAGGUUGACUCUGUCAAGAUUAUUCUGAGGGCUGAAGGUGCAGAGCCCACUGAAGCCAGAGCAAUCAUGAAAUAUAACAGAAGAAAGAAUGUCAUCACAGCGGACAUCCAGAUCCCUGACUAUGAUGUGGAGGCUGGACUCAGGCUGGGUGUUGUCGAUGGAAACACCAAGGGCAAAGGAACUCACUCCAUCUCUCUUGACUUCAUAAACAAGAACAUACCUCAGCUCUCCCUAGUUGGCCGUGCCAAUCUGAAGGCCAUGAAGGAAGGUAUGCUGCAAGUCCAACUUCUUGUCCCUUCAUUCAAUGCUGAUGCCACCGUCACAGCUAACAUGAAACAUGAUGAAGAAUUAGAAUUGGAGGUUAAGAGUGAAAUCAAGGUCAUGGACGCCACCUCUGAGCAGAAAAUUACAAUGAAUUACGAUGCCAGCAAGAUUGAAGUUGAAUUAAAAUCAAAUGUGAACUCUGAGCUCUCCGACAUCCUUUCAUACACUGACGAGAUUAAAAAGUAUGGAAAUGAUGUUCUUGACAUGCGGGUAGGGGAGACUGACAUGACCGUCCAUCAAAUCUUCAAGGCAUUUGUGGAGGCAACAAACAACCACAUGGAAAGGUACAGUGCUGAUAUCCCUUACAUUCAGAACUUCAGAGUGCCUGAUAUUCCUGAGAUUUCCCUGCCAAAGAUAUUGUUCCUCAAUACUGAGGCAAAGGCUGUCUACUACUUCAACAAUGAGCGCUUCACCAUUGCUAUCCCUCUCCCUCUUGGAGGAAGGUCAACAGAAGAGCUUAACUUUCCUCCAGCUUUGACGACACCUAGCUUGUCUCUACCUCUGUUUGGACUGGAGAUUGUCUCCAUUAAAAUUCCCAUCCCAGAGCUUGUUGUCCCUGAGAGCCUUACUCUGUCCAUUCCUCUUUUUGGCAAAGCUGAGGUUUCAACUCUGAUGAAGAGCAACCUAUAUGACAUGGAAGCCUCAAUGGCUGCCGGCAAAGAUGUUGUGGAGACACCAAGCUACUCAGCUAAAUUUGAUGUGAAAGGAACCUCCCCACUUGACAUAUUCUCAAUAAACAUUGAAGGCUCUGGAAUGUUGGCCAUCACUGAUUCCAUCAAAGCCCAAUUGAAAAGCUCUUUGGCCCAUAAAUUCCUUGAAGCCAGUAUAAGUAUCGUUGAGGAUGCAACCAUCACAGACAAAAUCAAUUUGAAAUCAAGCAGCAAGAUUGAAGCCACAAGCCCAUUUGGUCUCAAUAUUGCAGUGGAGCACACUGGCAUGACUGAAAUCAACACUGAAGAAAUCUCUGCUGAGAGCAACUUUGAGGGGAUGUUAACAGUUGGACCCAUGUAUGGCAAGACCAUUUCAACCCAGUCAUUUUCCAUCUUCCCAUUCAGGCCAGAAGUAAAGAUUGAUUCUACUGUUCAGUUUGAUUCCACCAUUGUUAAGGCCCAAAACAUAAUUACAGCAAGACUUGCCAAUGGUGAAUUCUCAGUUGUGUCUAACACCAAUGGCUUUGAAGACAUCUUGACCCAUGUUGCUGAGCUUUCCUUCAAAGACAGCAAGCUGUCACUGAAAUAUGAUGCAAAUGCCCUUGCUCUCGGCAUGAAGAUCCGCAACCAGGCUGAAGCCUCUGCUGGAGCUGGUGAAGUCGUCAUUAGAAUAGAGACAAAUGCAGACCACUCUGAAAACCGUAUUUACUCUCUGUUGACUGCCUCUCUUGAUAUCAAUGGUCUGGCUGUAAACAGUGAUGCCACCAUGACACUCCUUGAGAAUGAGGCUACGCAUAAGGCAACUCUGAAAAUGAACAAGGAUGGUUUGACCACAAGUGGAACAACCACCCUCCAAAGCCCCCUUUCCCUGGAAAACACCUUUAAUGCUGGGCUUGAUGCUUCAAGAGCUACUCUAUUCAUUACCAACAAGGCUGCAAUGCGUGACAUCAAGGUUGAUAAUACCAACACUCUGACCAUUACUCUCUCUAGCCUUGACUUCAACUCAAAGGCUGAAGCUUCCGACAGUGAGUAUGCCUCUUACACCCAUGAUAUCAAUGUCAACCUGAAAACCUACACUGCUUCUGCAAAUGUUAAAAACAACUUAAAACUUCUGGUGACCAACUUCAUUAAUGAGGCUCAGCUGCAGGCAGAGCUUUACAAGAUGGACCUGACUGGAAGCCUGAAAGCCAUAUAUGGUGCAGAAGAGAUCAAGCACACCUAUCAAGUAAAUUAUGCUGAUUUGACAGCUAAUGCAAAGUGCAGCACCACUGGAAAACUCCUUGGAACUCACAUGAGCCACAACACCGAGCUUGAAGUUGUCGGUCUUGCUGCCAGGAUCACCAACGAUGCCCGUUUCAACUCACAGCCAAUGCGCUUUGACCACACUAUCCGUUGCAGCAUUGUUCCUUUUGAGUUCAACCUUGAUGCUGUCUUCAAUGCUGAUGGAGAUAUGACCAUGUAUGGGAAGCACAGUACCCAGCUAAAUGGCAAGCUUCUCCUUAAAGCGCAGCCCCUGGCUUUUGCUAGCUCAUAUGAAUGCAGAGUGUCAGUAAACCAGCAGCUACAUGCCGGUUUUGUCCUCGAAACAAUUAUUGACAACAACAUGGAUACUGUUCUGUCCCUCCAAGAGCAAAAGACUAGUUUCAGAAUGAAGUCUAAAUUGAAUGACCACAUUUUCAAUCAGGAUCUGAGUGUUUACAAUACUGCAGAGAGAACUGGAAUUGAGUUUUCUGGCACCAUCCUCACAAACAUCCUCAGUACAGACUCCACAGAGAAACAGGAAUUUGCCAUCUCUGGCUUCCUUAAGUAUGACAAGAGCACAAAUACUCACAUCAUUCAGUUUCCUAUAAUUGAAAGUAUUUCUGCUUUUUUGGAAAGUAUCAAGGUGCUUGUUUUACAUGUUGCAGAGACACUGCAAAACUAUGUUAACAAUGAGGACAUUUGGACUAAACUUGACGCUCUUUCACAACAUGUAAGUCACCUUUUUGCUCAAUUAAAUAUAGAAAGCAACUUCAUUCAGCUGAAACAGAACCUAAAUGAUUUCUCCCACAACUAUGUCAUCUCCAUGGAGGAUUUGGAAGCCUCUUUGAGAAAUCUGAAGGAUGCUGUUGAGAAACUGCUGGCUGAUCUCACGGUUUACAUCCAGCAAUUUGCUGGUAUGAUUAAAAAAACUAUUAUUAGUGGCACCCUCCCUGAAACCCUCAUUCAGAAGAUUCAGGAACAUCUGAAUGUCAUUAAUGAGGAGUAUGACAUCCAGGCAAUGGUUGUGUAUGUGAUUGAUACCAUGAAGGAGAUGAUCCAGCAGAUUGAUUUGGAAAAACUUAAGGGCAGCAGCAUAGCAUUCCUGCGUGAUAUUGAUUCCAAAUAUGAAGUCAAGGCUAAACUACAAACAAUCAUGAGUGAUAUGAAACAAAUAAUUGAGACCUUUGACAUGCAAAAAUAUGUUGUUGUGGUGAAGGAGUUCAUUUCAUCCAUCAACUUUAAAGCUCACAUUGAGGAACUUGUGAGUCAGAUUCCCACUGAGAUUUUCAACGAUAUGACAGAUUACAUUAAGGAAAUGAUUCAGGAUAUUGACAUCCUAGGUAAGAUCAACACAUUCUGUGCCAAGAUGAGAGAGUUGAUUGUAAAUUUUGAAGCUAACAAAAAGGUGCAGGCUGUCUUGGAAAAGGCUGUUGAGCCCAUCAAGCAAUUCAGAAUUGAGGAAACCUUCAGGGCUGUAGCCAAGCUGGUGAAGGAUGCAGACAUUCCUAACAAAAUCAUGCAAGACUUCCAGAGUGCUAUCAACUACUUGAAAACAACUGAGAUUAAGGAUAUCAUUUCACAGUUGAAUUUAUAUAUUGGCAUUAUUGAGCAGAAAUUGAAUUCAUUUGAUUAUAAUGACUUUGUGAAUUAUGCCAAUCAAAUGACAGCUAAAUACACUGCUCAUGUGAAUGACCUGAUCAGGACUCUUGAAAUCCCCCAGAAACUGGAGGCAACAAGACAUUUUGCCAACUUUGUCUUAACCUUUGUUAGGGGUUUUGUGGAACAAGUGAGAGAAAUUGUAAAAAAUGUGAAGGAUGUCUAUGACCAGGCUCUGUUAAGUAAUCUGAAAGGAUUUGCUGAAAUUAUAAAGCAAGAAAUUGCAAAACUGGAUGUCAACGCUGAAAUUACUUCUUAUCUGCAGUUGGCAAAGAAGUGCUAUGCUGAGUUCAUUACCAUUGCCACUGAUAUGUUCACCAGUGUGGUUGAGAUCAUUAAGAAGGUGGCACCUCAGCAAAACAUUGUCAGUGAGAUAUUGCAGAUCAUUGAGGGGCUGAUUACUGGACUGAAGAAAGCCGAGCUUAAAAUUCCAUCAUUCACCAUUCCUCUCACUGAUCUUACUGUGCCUUCCAUGAAGUUCAGCAUAGAUCUGCUUCACCAGUUUGAAAUCCCACCACAGCUGUACAUCCCUGAGUUCACUAUCUUGGACUUCCACACUGUGCAAGCCACCACCAUCUCAAAUAAUGACAUUAAACAGAGAAUCAUUGACUUAAUUGAUUUCGUUCUCAACUUCCAGGUAAAGAUGCUUGAUUUAGGUGCUUUGUUUGAAAACCUGACUAUAAAUUACCUUCCUGCCCUGCCUGAGUUUUCACUUCCUGAGAUUACUUUACCUGAGCUGUCCUUUCCCAGUCUUCCUCAUAUCCCAGCAGAGAAACUCAUAAAGACUCUUCAACUACCAACAUUUAAGAUGCCAGUCAUUCCUAGUGAGAUCAUGAUUCCAGGAUUUGGCAAACUGAGUUCUGAGAUAAAAGUCAACUCUCCCAUCUACACUAUUAGGAAUGCUGCUGAAGUCCAGAGCUCUUUUGAUGUAGAUGAAACUUCUCAGCUGACGGCUUUUAUGACUUCCCAAGGGACAUCUCUCAGCUAUGAAAUCCUUAACUUCAACCUGGAUUCCACUGCUCGUAUUGCUGUUCCCAAGGGGCAAAGUGUGAUUGCUGCUGAGACCCUUAAGUUCACUCACAAUUUUCUUGCCUUGGACCACCAUGCAUCUGUGACAUUUGAUGACUUCUCAGCCCAGGCCUCAGCCAAGACCAUAGUGAAAGCCACCACAUCACCUUACAAUGCUGAGCUUUUAAAUGAAGCUUUCUUAGCUACCAAGGAUGUUUUGUCUGCCACCAUUGACACUUCCUAUAAACAUCUGCUCAACCUCCCCAUCGUGGGCCUCACUGGUGAGACAUCUGUAACUCAAAAAGCUGUGGCCCAACAGGAAGGUGCCUCUAUUACAAUAACUGUUGGUAAUCAGGGUGUUACCACCUUCAACUCUCAUGACAGUACCCACAAGAGUGACCUGCAAGUCACUGUCAAUCCAAAUACAGUCAAGUUGACCUUCAUUAGUGACACAGAUACAUUCAUUUUAAAGAUGAGACAGACCCUGAGUGCUGACUUCUUUAUCUUCAGCUAUUUCAAGUUUGAUAUUCGCUCUGAAGCAGAGGGCCCAAUAAUCAAAAACAACCUUUUAGUGGGAUCGGUAAAUGCCAAUCUGCAUGACAUGAAGCUUGAACUGAAGGCAACCCAUAGCACAGAUUUAAUUGGUAUUGUCAAUGGAGCUCUAUACAAUCAUAUUGAUGUUUCUCUCUGUCCCAGAGAGGCUGUGUUCAGCUUUCAGAAUAAGGGAAACACCAAGAUCAAUUUCAGUGAUGUUCCUACUGCCAACAUUGAUCUGCAGAAUGAUUACUCCGCAACAUUCAGGCCUGACACACAACGUAUGAACACUGUAGCUCUGGUCUGUCUUAAUCAGUAUUCACUUUUCUGGAACUUCACUGUAGACAACAAUGAUAGGGAAGCUGCCAUCCUUGCUGCUGUAGAAGGGAAGGCAAACCUUAAUUUCCUGACUAGGCCCAUCAGCAUUCCUGAGAUUUAUAUUCCAUUUGCUGACUUACAUACCCCAGCUAUUAGUGAUCUUGACUUGUACGACCAAACCGGGCUGAAACACAUUUUGACUUCUACUGAGCAGACCGUUAAUGUGGACGCCAAGAUGGUUUACCAGAAAAGCCAGGCUGCCCCCCUUGAUAUGAUGGGUCUGACCAAGAUUCCCUCUAUGGGUAACCUGAUCACAGAGCUGUCCUUCAAGUCUGCCAUCAUUAAUUUAAAUGUCAAUGCUGGACUGUAUGCUGAGGAUGAUCUUGUGUUCCGUCUGGGAGCUACCACAACCUCUGUGUUUGAGGUUUUAAAAGCCAAACUUGAUGGUAUCACCAGUCUGACCACCAAGAGAGGAAUCAAGUUGGCCAAUUCCUUGUCCCUUGAAAAUCAACACAUCGAAGGCACUCAUGACAGCUCCAUCAGCAUGAGUACUGAGACUUUUGAAACUGCCAUCUCUGUGGCCACUGUUGCAAAGAUUGCCCUGCCUAUACUCAAUCUGGAUGCAAACCAAAAUGUGGUUGCAGACACCAAAACCAAAGCAAAUGCUGUCUCCACCUUCAGGAUUAAGGGUGAUUUCAAUCUCCCUGUGAUCAAGGCUGUUGGAAAGGCUGAAGCAGACCACAGUCUGAAGCUGGAGGGAAGCUUUGAGUAUGUUUCCAUAGAGUCAUCUACUAAGGUCAACAUGGAUGGCACAGUGCUUGAAGACUAUCUACUUUUGGGAGUCAUGGAUAAUGACGCUAAUCUUUAUCUGAAUAAGGAUGGCCUACGCUCCACCUCCAAGGUCAUUGCUGAUACCAAGCUUAACCAAGGCACCACCAAAGUCAUGGGCAUGGAUGUAAAUGAGAAUAUUGCUGUGGAAGCCUCCCUGAGCCGUGUGUAUGCAGUGCUGAAGUACACUGGCAACAACGAGGCAAACCUGUUUGAUUUAAACACCAACGGGAAGCAUGUUGUCCAGGCUACCAUUGAUCUUGCCCCAACCUCAUCCUUGACUGCUGAUAUUGAGAUUGAUAUAUCUCAGCCAAGCAGCCUGGGUGACCUCACCAUCUUUGAGAAGACCAUUGCUGAAGUGACAGCUGCCAAGCAGAAGAUAUCCACCAAUGGCAAGUUUGUCAGCCCACUGUACACCACAAACCUAGCAGCUGAAGUAGAGGGCAGGGCUCCUGUCUUCAAAGUCAGCUUUAGGUCCUCUGCCACCUCUGCCAUUGUCUUCUUGGAAUAUGACAUGGACUCUUCCAUUACCAUAAACCUUGAACAUGCUGGCGUAAGCCUGGCUGGGAAGGUAGUUUUCACCCAUACUGAUCUGACCUUGGACAUUCAACACAUUCUUUCCCAUACACUGAGUGACUCCCGUCUCACCCUAAAUGUGGACAUAACCAGUCCUACCUUCACUGACAUGAACUUGCGUUAUGCUGUCCGCAAAGAUGGAAUCAGUGCCACAAUUUCUAUUCCAUCUACUGGUUUUCUAGGUCUUCAGCUCCAUGGCAAGGCCCCAUCUCAGAUAAAUGCCAGGCUUUAUGGUCGUUAUGCUUCUGAUCCUGGGAAGGAUGUUGAUAUCUUCACCAUUAGAGCUUCUGCCAAGGAUGUUGAUAAAAUAAAUCUGAAGAUGGUCAUCAACAUGGAUGCCCCUGACAUCAUGCUCAGGGGACUACAAGAAAGACUUUCUGCCAUCACCUCUUGUUUGUCUAGCCUUUUUGAGAAAUACCAACUGUUCAAACAUGCUGCUCAGCUGAAGAAUAGUAUUAUUUGCUAUACUGAGGAGGCCCACAACAUUGCAAACAACCAUGCCCCACAUCUGAGUCAGGUGUCCAUCCUCUUUAGGAAUACUAUCGCUCAGUACCAGAAGACUGUUCAGGUCUUUCUGGAUAAUGCCAUCAAGUUCCUGAGGGAGACCCAGGUGAAACUGCCUGGCUCUGAGGAGAUGACCCCUCUCAUUAAGGUGCUCAAUAAGCUGACCACCAGCAUUACUACUAUGCUAGAGAAGGCAAUGCACCUUGUGGUUGUUAAUGUAGAAUAUGUUUCCAGUGCCAUGUUUGGCAUGACCAGAAAAAUUCAGGUCACAAUGCCUAUUGGUGAUGUCAUGGCUGGAGCCAAAAUAAUUGACGGCAUUAGGGACUGGGUAAAGGCUAUACUUAAUCCUAUUGUAGAUCUUCUGAAGAACCUAGAGAGUCUAGACAUGUUCCUAGAAAAACUGGGUGACACCUUAAAAUUAUUUAUUGACAAAGCUCAGGACUUUAUUGACAACACACUGAAGUCUGAUGUCCUUGAUGCCAUUGCUGUCUACAUUAAUGCUUUCUAUGACAAGCACGUAAGCUUAAUGAAAACAAUCACCAAGUAUGCAAACACAGCUGUGGACAUUGAGUCGAUAAAUGGCACUAUUAAUUACAUUCUGGAUAGUUUCAGAUCUGUUGUGAAUCAAUUUUAUUAUACUGUUACUGCUUAUCUGCAGCAGGCUCCUGCUCAAUACAGUUCUUAUGUAAAAGUUAAGGGUAGAAAGCUUGAGAUUAAUUUUUGAUUCCACCUUCAAGAGAAAAGAUUAAAAUGCUUCUCCUUGAAUGGCUACAGUAUUAUCUAACAUACAUUUGUAAGUGUUCAAAACAUAAAAAUACAAAGAAUAGAUGAAAAGAUUCUAGAUGAACAUAAACUAACAUGUUCAGUUUAAUUUAAAAAUAAAUGUGAAAAACAGUUGAUGAGCAUAUACUAAUGAUAUUACAUGUAACAACAAUGCCUAUAACAACCUGUAUAGCCUGUGUUGCAAGUCUCAUUUUUCUCUUUUUGUGUUGGUGUAAAAUAAAGUGUGUUAACUAAA
Messenger RNA from Perca fluviatilis (European perch), 11701 nucleotides. RefSeq names its product apolipoprotein B-100-like. Lineage: Eukaryota; Metazoa; Chordata; Actinopteri; Perciformes; Percidae. The record is from RefSeq and is a predicted model, not a curated record. The transcript is spliced from 28 exons. Gene Ontology annotation, cellular component: very-low-density lipoprotein particle; mature chylomicron; low-density lipoprotein particle. The coding region runs from base 35 to 11407 and encodes 3790 amino acids. Gene Ontology annotation, biological process: cholesterol transport; triglyceride mobilization; lipoprotein transport. Gene Ontology annotation, molecular function: low-density lipoprotein particle receptor binding; cholesterol transfer activity.